AAGCACAGAAUCUGAAACGCACAGACCUUAAAGAUGAUAAAUAUGGAUAUUUGCCGAGCUCUAAAUUAAACAAUAAAAUAAAAAUAGCACAAAAGGGAUUUUCCUUUUUUUUUGAACAAGAACGUGAUUCUUAAUUACUAGCAAAAUUCUAACCAAAAAACGUGAAGUGAUCUUCUUGUUUGUCAAAAGUUAAUGGUCACUUUUUGGGCUAUGCUACAUUGGUUGCACGCUGUAUAUUUAAGGUAAGUACAGACUCAACGAUUUACUAAAGGUAAGUAUAUACUAACUUAUUCUAACAAAAGAGACCAAAAUACAAAAUCGACAGAAACUCCCAAAUCAAGAAGAGAGAUUAAGUGGAUAAUGUUUAUUGAUAGGGAACCAAGCGCCAAAAUUAACAAAAUGAGUUAGUGCUGCCAUCUUAUAGUAAAAGGUCUAAUUUACGUUAUUUUAAAUAGUAGACCGUUAAAAUUUGACCCCAGGCGCCAUCUCUGAGACGCUGAACCAAGUGACGUCGGCAAAACAGGUGUUUCGGCUUUUAUCUAAACAGAUCCAAGCGACACACAUUUUUAUAGUAUUAUGAAAUGUCGCUUGGUUCCCUUUACACAUAUGUAGCUUAAUAAUUUGUGGUUUUUUGUGUGAAAAUGAGUGCAAGAUCAAAACUGAUUGUGUUAAAAGCACUUAACCAAAACUGUAAGGAGGAUAACUAUCCAGAUUUUUUAACGAAAAAGCCUAAGAUUACAUCUCCUAAGAAUCAUACCGAAGAUGAUAACCAAGAAAAUGAAACUCCUGAAAAAACAACAAAUUUGCGAUGUUCGCCUCAAGAGGGAGAUGAUCCAAUUGAAAGUCCAGCACCAGAUUUAGUUGGAAUAAAUUUAGAUUUAGAUCUCUUGGAAGAUGAUAAUUACGGAUUUACAAGUGAGUCAAUAUGUGAAACAUUCGAAGUUUUAGAAGAUGGAGAAUUAUAUGCAGUUUCAAACCAAUCUCAAACUUGUCCCAAAGAUUCCGUGCUUCCAAAUAAUUCCGAUACUACUACAACAGAAAACGAGGCUAAUGCAUUUUCCAGGCAUAUUUCUGAAGGUGCAUUGGACAAUAUAAAUAGACUUUUUUUUGGAGACUAUUCUAGAGAUGCAACAUCCAGCCCCUAUAGUUCGGGACAUAAUAGUGAGGAGAAUGACGACCAUGAGAAAAAUGACAGCGACUUCGUUCCAGAAGAAAUCGGUUCGGAGGAAAGUGAGCUUGAAGAUAUUAUAGAACAGAUAGAAGAGCAAAAUACGUCAAGUGAAAUCAUAGCUGAAACGGAAACUUGGAAAGGACGCCCAAAAAAAGGAAGAAAAAAUAAGUACCUAGGACAAACGUUUGCUACAAGAAAGAAAAUGCGAGACUUAAAUAAGAAACAUUAUAACGUUAAAGGAAAGUUAGUGCACAGCAAAAAAUUUGUUAAUUACCUUUGUAAAUGUCAAAAAAAGUGUCAUGAAAAAGUUUCAGAAGAAACAAGAAUGAAUUUGUUUCUUAAAUUUUGGGCUCUCGGUUCGUACGAUUCAUAAACAGGGUAUAUUGCCUCGACAGUAAAAGUAUCACCAGUAAAAAGAAAGCGUUCCAAAGAAGGGCCAGGCAAAACAUUUUCUAGGGUAUAUAUUUUACAAGAUACAGAAGUUUGUCAACAAAAGGGUCAAUACAGCGUUAACCAAAAUGAAACAAAACAGAAUGAAAGAUGAAAGAGGAAACAAGGGUAAAAAACCAAAAGUUUGCGAUGAAACUGUUCAGAAAAUUAUUAAUCAUGUAAAUAGUUUUCCUACUUACAUAUCUCAUUAUACUCGUAAUCAAACAGAUGCAAAAUUUCUAGCUCAUGAUUUAACAGAAAAAAAAAUGUACCAGAUUUAUAUUGAAGACGGCAAUCCAAUAAUUAGAUUUAGAUUUUUUAAACGUAUCUUUUAUAAAUACUUUAAUUUGAGAAGAAAACCGCCAGUAAAAGAUACAUGUAACAAAUGUGAUCUUUUUAAAAAUCAAUUGAAAAAUAUUACAAAUGAACAAACAAAAUUGUCAGUGCAAGCGGCUUAUAACGAGCAUCUUAAAAGUUGCUCGAAAACGAGCUAGUGCUGCUAGAGCUGAAAUGAAAAAAGAUUUUUCAAAGGCAACCACAAAUCCUCAUUAGGAGACACUUUCCUAUGACAUGCAAAAAGUUCUUGGAUUACCAAAGCUCCCUACAAAUUUGGUUUAUUAUAAAAGACAGUUAAGCAUUUUUAAUGAAGGUAUCCAUUGUGCAUCAACCAAUAUACCCUAUUCUUUUAUAUGGAGAGAGGGUAUUGCAGGCAGAGGAGCUCAAGAGGUCGGAUCAUGUUUAAAAAACUUUAUAGAUUUGCAUCCUAAAGAAAAUAUUAGAGAGCUAGUGCUGUGGUCCGAUAGUUGCGGAGGACAAAAUAGAAAUAUUAAGAUUGUACUACUUUUAAAAAAAAUUUUAGAGAAGUGUUGGGUGGCACUUCAGAAAAUUCAGCUUAAAUAUCUGGAGUCGGGCCACAGCUUUCUGAUAAAUGAUACAGAUUUUGGUUUAAUAGAGCGACCUCUAAAACAACAGGUGCGUAUCUAUACACUUAAUGAUUUUAAAAGUAUUAUUGAAGAUUGUAAAACAAAUAAUAAAUUUGUGGUUCAACAAAUGGAAUGUAAUGAUUUUUUUUCAAUCGAAGAUAUUGAAAAAAAAAUUACUAACAGAAAAUUAAGUGUUAAAAGUAAAAAGAUUAGUUGGCUAAAGACAAAAGCCAUUAGGUUAAUAAAAGAAAAGCAUUUUUCAAUUUUUUUCAAAUAUGAUCAUUCUGAAGAUAAUUGCUUCCAGGAAGUAGAUAUUUCAAAAACAACCAGAGGAAAAAAAACUAACCACCCAAAAUUUGAGGACCUUAAACGACUAUAUCCAAAUGGAAAGCCCAUUUCAAGCAAAAAGGCCGCUGAUAUAAAAAGUUUGUUGCGAUUUAUUCCUACAGAUGCUAAAGUUUUUUAUAAAGUUGAUGCAAUUAAGGAUUUUUUGGAUGAUAUUGAUGGGUUUAGUGAAGACGUAGACUUUGAAGUAGAGGAGGAUAAUUUAAAUUAGGCUAUUGUGUUUACUUAUGUUUUAAAUAUUUACUUAUAUUUUCUUACUUAUAAUAUUUACUUAUAUUUCUUCA
Anthonomus grandis grandis is the source of this 3152-nucleotide messenger RNA. RefSeq lists its product as uncharacterized. The transcript is spliced from 2 exons. Lineage: Eukaryota; Metazoa; Arthropoda; Insecta; Coleoptera; Curculionidae. The coding region runs from base 2171 to 3079 and encodes 302 amino acids. The record is from RefSeq and is a predicted model, not a curated record.